AUGCGCAGGUCCGACGAGGAGACCGUCGGUCUCACGUCCCGGGAUCUCUACAUUGACGAUGCUCCUUCGCAGAGUAGCUGCCAAUUCUCAGCUUCAGAGCCCUUGUUAGAAGAGGAUAGUCAGUCCACCAAUCCCACCCUACACAAGCCAAAGUGGAGGGCUUUCCUAUCUUCACAGAACCCUCGCAGAUCGCGGCGGAAACCUUCAAGACCUGGCAAUGACAUUGGGGAAAAGCCAACGUUGAACAAACGGAAAAGAUCGAGGUUAUGUUUAAACAUAAGUCUUGGUAUACUGGUGCUUCUUGGAGUGAUACAGCUCCUCAACCUAAUCGGCAGCCUCGUCGUAAUUAUCCUUCCCGAUAGUAUACACCGCAUUGUGGACUCGUGGGGCCGCCCAGGGCACAUUGGGGCAGGCUUGUCGUCGUGGCCCACGGACUUUUCACGGGACAUCAUUCCCAUGCCAUGCCAUUCGCACAAUGACUAUUGGCGGAGAGUGCCUCUGUUCUCCGCGAUAGAAGUUGGUUGUAUCGGCGUGGAGGCCGAUAUUUGGUUAUUCGACGAGGAAUUGUUCGUCGGACACUCCGUUGCAAGCCUGACGCCCAACCGUACGCUCGACAGCCUCUACAUCAACCCGCUUCUCGACGUCUUGUCAAAGCAGAACCCAAGAUUGACUAUACUUCCAGACGACACCUCUCAGCCACAUGGUGUUUUCGACACAGACCCUGAGCAGACUCUCAUUCUUCUCAUUGACUUCAAAACAUCUGGAUCAGCCCUUUGGCCUCACGUACAAUCGGCACUUCAGCCACUACGAGAAAAGAACUAUUUGACUCGGUCCAACGGCACCCAAAUCACUCGGGGUCCCAUCACAGUCGUUGGGACAGGUAACACGCCUUUUGAUAUGGUGAACUCGGAGGAAACCAAUCCCCAUCACGAUGUGUUCUUCGAUGCUCCUCUCAGUGAGAUGUAUGGAGGUACCACCAGCGGCGACUUAUCAACUGCGACGAGUAUAAAUGAGGAACCGCCAAAGGGUACCAUGCAGGGAGAGCCACUCUCCGAUGAGAAUGAGAAAUUGGCCGACACUACCAAAGUGUCAUUAGGAAACGCCAGGAAAAGGCGAUCAGAUGAAGAGGGUCAAGGCAAGUCUAGGACUAUUUCUGGCGAUGCCAACGCCUACACCACUAGUAACUCCUACUAUGCAAGUGUGUCAUUUGGAGACGCAAUCGGGCAAUUGUGGGACGGCCAGUUCUCGGACCACCAAAUGGAUCUGCUUCGAGGCCAGAUCAAGGGUGCACACAGAAGAGGCUUGAAGGCGAGAUACUGGGACCUCCCGUUCUGGCCGAUCAGCCUGCGAAACCAUGUUUGGGAUGUGCUGGUGAAGGAAGGGGUGGACUUAUUAAACGUCGACGACCUGAAAGGGGCAACGCGCAGGAAUUGGAACCGACACCAUGGUUGGUGGAAACGAAUGAAAGGCGCCUCUAAUGAUGUGCAUGGAGGUAUUGAAGACUCUGUCGACAGUCCAGCUGUUUUACGUUUAUGA
Messenger RNA from Letharia columbiana, 1536 nucleotides. RefSeq lists its product as uncharacterized. Gene Ontology annotation, biological process: lipid metabolic process. The record is from RefSeq and is a predicted model, not a curated record. Lineage: Eukaryota; Fungi; Ascomycota; Lecanoromycetes; Lecanorales; Parmeliaceae. Bases 1 to 1536 code for a protein of 511 amino acids. The transcript is spliced from 2 exons. Gene Ontology annotation, molecular function: phosphoric diester hydrolase activity.